AUCUCUGGAGAUUCGCUGUUGCGGUGAUGACUGUAUUGAGCGCGCAGCGCAGCCUAUCUUGCCGGUUUCCUUGUUAUGAUUUCCUGGGCCUCUCAUUGGAGAAGGCUGGGAGAGAGGCGGCACCUAUUGGCCGCUGUCUCCAGUCUUUGGUAGAGCUGGGUUAGGCUGGUCCAGGCGGAGGAGGCAGGUCAGUGACUGAGGUCCCUGCCUCAAGAAGACCAAGUGGCGGAAUACCAGCUUACCAUUCACAGCCUCUCACACUGGUCCUCCUGCAUUCUGAUUUUUAGGGCUAAAAUUAGAUCACAGUAAACUCUGAAUGACUGUUAAUUAAAAAGAUGUAUGGGCUCAUAGAGAAUUCUGAUAAAGCUGCUCUUUUUUGUUGAUAGAUUUUUUUUUUCUUUGCAUCUUUAUACUGUACCUGUGUUUUUUUUUUUCUUCGCUGCCGUGAAAGCUUUUUGUAUUGAAACUGGAGGCCUUAGAAGUGGCUCCUUCUUUCCUGAAGAUCUCUCUGAUUUUUACGUGAUGGUUCCGGAGCGUGAUGUUAGGCCCAGUAGUUUGUGAUGUCAUCCCUGACCCCACCCUGCGAGGGCAACUGCUCAACACCCAGAUUUUUUGUUGGUGCCCGAGAUGAUGAGACAGACUUCCUGGAAUCAAACAUGAAUCCUGACGAGGUUGAUUUCUAUGAAGAAGAGGAAGACGAGGAUGAGGAAGAUGCGCCUCCUGAACGUCAGAUUGUGGUGGGAAUCUGUGCCAUGACCAAAAAGUCCAAGUCUAAGCCCAUGACCCAAAUCUUGGAGCGCCUCUGCAAGUUUGAUUACAUCACUGUAGUGAUUAUGUCCGAAGAUAUCAUUCUGAAUGAACCUGUGGAGAACUGGCCUAUUUGUGACUGCUUGAUCUCUUUUCAUUCUAAAGGAUUUCCACUUGAUAAAGCUGUCGCCUACUCAAAACUGCGUAACCCGUUUCUCAUCAAUGACUUGGAUAUGCAGUAUUACAUCCAAGACAGGAGAGAAGUGUACCGAAUUUUGCAGCAGGAGGGAAUUGAUCUUCCUCGCUAUGCUGUACUCAACAGAGACCCCGACAAGCCAGAUGAGUGUAAUCUAAUAGAAGGUGAGGAUCAGGUAGAAGUGAAUGGAGAAGUCUUCCCAAAGCCAUUUGUAGAAAAGCCAGUUAGCGCUGAAGACCACAACGUAUAUAUUUAUUAUCCCACGUCCGCAGGAGGUGGAAGCCAAAGGCUUUUCAGAAAGAUUGGCAGUCGUAGCAGUGUUUACUCUCCAGAGAGCAGUGUUCGUAAGACGGGAUCCUACAUUUAUGAAGAGUUCAUGCCGACUGAUGGCACUGAUGUUAAGGUAUACACUGUAGGUCCAGAUUAUGCCCAUGCAGAGGCCCGCAAAUCUCCAGCUUUGGAUGGGAAGGUGGAGCGUGAUAGUGAGGGCAAGGAGAUCCGCUAUCCUGUCAUGCUCACUGCCAUGGAGAAGCUUGUGGCACGGAAGGUCUGCUUGGCAUUUAAGCAAACUGUUUGCGGCUUUGACUUGUUAAGAGCCAAUGGGCACUCAUUUGUUUGUGAUGUCAAUGGUUUCAGUUUCGUGAAGAACUCCAUGAAAUAUUAUGAUGACUGUGCCAAAAUACUGGGGAAUAUAAUUAUGAGAGAGCUCGCUCCACAGUUCCAGAUUCCCUGGUCAAUCCCAACAGAGGCAGAAGAUAUUCCUAUAGUACCAACCACCUCUGGAACAAUGAUGGAGUUGCGAUGUGUAAUAGCUAUUAUACGACAUGGGGACCGCACACCAAAGCAGAAGAUGAAAAUGGAGGUUCGACAUCCAAGGUUCUUUGAGUUAUUCGAACACCAUGAUGGCUAUAAAACGGGAAAGCUGAAGCUUAAGAAGCCAGAACAACUACAGGAAGUGCUUGACAUAGCAAGACUGCUGCUAUCAGAACUUGGAGCGCACAGCGACUGCGAGAUUGAAGAGAGGAAAUCCAAGCUUGAACAGCUGAAAACGGUCCUGGAAAUGUACGGACAUUUCUCUGGUAUUAAUAGGAAAGUACAGCUGACUUAUUUGCCCCAUGGUCAUCCAAAAAUAUCCAGUGAGGAUGAAGAUGCCCGAAAGGACUCCCCAUCUCUACUUCUAGUCUUGAAAUGGGGUGGGGAACUGACACCAGCUGGGCGAGUGCAAGCAGAAGAGCUAGGACGGGCUUUCCGCUGUAUGUAUCCCGGAGGGCAAGUGGGUGGUAAAAUCCCGGCUUUGGGCUGUAGCUCGCCUGUAGACUGUGGAGAUUAUGCAGGGUUUCCAGGCUGUGGACUUCUGCGACUACACAGCACUUACCGUCAUGACCUCAAGAUUUAUGCAUCAGAUGAGGGUCGAGUACAAAUGACUGCUGCAGCUUUUGCAAAGGGUCUCCUAGCACUGGAAGGUGAGCUUACUCCAAUCCUGGUUCAGAUGGUCAAGAGUGCAAACAUGAACGGACUCCUGGACAGUGAUUCUCUGAGCAGCAGUCAACAGAAAGUGAAGGCUCAUCUCCAUGAGAUUAUGCAUAAGGAUGCUGAAUUCACCAAGGAUGAUCAAGAAAGGCUGGCCCCGACUAGCAGCAUAUCUUUGAUUAACUCCAUGGAAGCAAUAAAGAACCCAGUGAAAAUUUGCGACCAGGUCUUCUCCCUCCUAGAAAGUCUCACUUCUCAGAUUCAACAGCGUCUGGAGGAUCCAAAAUCUGCAGACCUGCAGCUGUACCAUAGUGAGACUCUAGAGCUGAUGUUACAACGAUGGAGUAAGUUGGAAAGAGAUUUCCGAAUGAAAAAUGGACGUUAUGACAUAAGCAAGAUUCCCGACAUUUAUGAUUGCGUCAAGUAUGAUGUUCAGCACAACAGCAGCUUGGCCCUGGAAGGAACAGAUGAGCUUUUCAAACUUUCCAAAUCAUUAGCAGAUGUUGUAAUCCCACAGGAAUAUGGGAUAAAUAAAGAGGAGAAACUGGAGAUUGCAGUCGGUUACUGUCUUCCUCUCAUUAAAAAGAUCCAGUUAGACCUGCAGAGAACCCAUGAGGAUGAAUCUGUAAACAAGCUUCACCCACUUUAUUCAAGAGGCGUACUGUCUCCGGGACGUCACGUCCGAACACGGCUGUAUUUUACCAGUGAGAGUCAUGUACACUCCUUGUUGAGCGUUUUUCGUUAUGGAGGACUUUUAGAUGAGUCUAAAGAUCAGCAGUGGAAACGAGCGAUGGAUUAUUUAAGUGCUGUGUCAGAGCUAAACUACAUGACACAAAUUGUGAUUAUGCUGUAUGAGGACAACAAUAAGGACCCAUCUUCAGAAGAGAGAUUUCAUGUGGAGCUUCAUUUCAGCCCAGGAGUCAAAGGCUGUGAAGAAGAUGAAAAGGCCCCCCUGGGAUUUGGAUUUCGACCAGCUUCAGCUGAAAGUGAAGACAAAAAGACAGACCAGGGUAGUCUGGAAGACUUGUCCAAGGUGAAAGGCACAGAUGAUGUUGACAGAUCCAUACUGAUGUCACCACUGCCGACUGAGCUAAUCAGCAUCCACAGAAAGUCUCCCCUAACCCGUGCUAGGAAGACUGGGUCAAUGGAGGUGAUGAAUGCCACUAACACAGGCAGUUUGGAAUUCAUGUCAAAUAGAGGGCGUCGGAGGAGAAGAUCAGGAGAACCCCAUCACUCCCCUUGUUCCGUCACUCUGCAUUCCAGGGCCAUGUCCAUCUCUAACCUGGCAUCAUGGCGACAGGUACUCUCGGAAACCUCCUCGAAGUCAGGAGGCUACCGUCUCUUCACUUCCUAUCCCAGGCAAACCUCCGAAUUGAAACAAAGUGGUCUAGGAUCACAGUGCACUGGUCUGUUCAGCACCACAGUGCUGGGAGGCUCCUCAAGCGCUCCAAAUCUACAGGACUACGCACGCAGCCAUCGCAAAAAAAUCAGCGCCGCUGCCAGCUUGACUUACAAAGACGAACUGUUGUCUAUGCCAGCUGUAAAACGAUUUUCUGUGUCGUUUGCAAAGCAUCCGACUAAUGAAUGCCUGGAAGACCACGAGGUCACCCAGCUGCUGCGCUGCUUUUCCUCUGACUACCCUCAGACUCGGAACAUCUGUCUGGAUGGGGCCAUGGCCCACCACCUGCAACAGUGCUCCUACCACCUGCGUCUCUUCAAGAACUGGCUGAUUUCGGGCCAGGACGAUUUGGAGUGCCUCUACGGUUUUGAGGGGUGCUCUAUGGUUCCCACUAUUUAUCCACUGGAGACUCUGCACAAUUCUUUGUCUCUCCGACAAGUCAAUGAAUUCUUGUCUGCUGUAUGUAAACAGUUUGAUGAAACCCAUUCAAGAGGCUCUUCAGCUGGAUGUGAUUCACACCGCCAUGCACCUGGCGAUGCUUGCCUGCCUCACAGAAUCCUCUCUUCUUCUUCUCUUCCUCUGCGCCAGCGUUCAGAGAGGCCACCCUGGUACAGCAGUGGACCUUCCAGCACUGUGUCAAGUGCUGGUCCUUCAUCUCCAACUAAUCUAGAUCUCUCAUCACGUUUCAAUUUCAAUGCUAAGACUUCACUAACUGAGGAGCAGAGAAGAAAGUUGAAUCUUGAUGACAACCUUCAACCAAAUCAGAUACAAGGCGAGGAGACUUCAAGCAGUCAGGAAGCAUGGCAGGACCUGCCUCCAGUGGAAGAACCAUUGUGUCAUGACUCUACCUACCUAGAACGGCAGUCUCUGUGUGAUCUGGCACCUACAUCACAACCCUCCAUGGAAGAAGAAGUGAUUGUUGGUAUAGAAGUACCAGGCUACCCUUCCUUGCCGUAUCCUCCACCUGCUGCGUCAGGGAGCAUGGUCUUUGAAAACCUGAUACAUCAGCGGUCGGUACUGGAUGAACAAAUGCUAACAGAACUAUCUUUACAUGGACAAGAAACGUCAUUGUAGGUGAUAGGUGGAAUAAUGAAAAGGCUGAGCAUUUGUGGAUAGCUCUACAAACCACUUAGAAUCACUCUGCCAGCAUAAACACUGGGUUUUGCCCAAGAGAACUGCCAGGGUAUUUACACUGUAGUAUUCGUGGAUUGUGUUCCAUUAUAUCAACUUGUUGAACACAAUUCUGCAUCAAAGCCUACUAAACAUGUACAAUUUUAGACGGAGGAUUAUUUAUUCAUCACCAUUUUUUUAUUUUAUUUACCAUUCUUUACAAAUAAUGAAGAUGCUCAUUCUUAGGAAUAACUAGACUCAAAUAUCAGUAAUGAAUUCGGUAUUUUACAGAUAACAGAAUACUGGUAGUCAGUUAAUACGAGUAAUCACUGCGCAGUGAGCCUUCCACAAUUAUGAAUCCAUCCUGCUGUUUUGGAUAUUGUUACAUAUUUAAGAUUAACAGAGUUGUUGUAACAAAUUACCUUGUUCAAAAACACUUCCCAUGCGGAAGUUUGCCAGUCCACACUCUCUGAAGGGAAUGUUUUAAGAUGUUGUCCGGGACAUAGGUUUUAUUUUUGCAUUACAGAGUCCAUACCAGCAACUAUGAAGAUUCUGUCAUAGAAUAUUCUCAGUCUCAGAAUAAACUUUAUCUCAAGUCUCACUUGUCCAAUGUCUUGGAUAGAAAUUGGCAUGAAUAUGCUAGUGAUGUGAAGGUCAGGACAAUCUGUGCAGCUGGAUCCUGGUUCCAUGGACACUCUUGUAACACAUUAAGAGAAACUUUCUUUUCUAUAAAACGUUAUUGGAACAAAAUAAGGGGGAUCUUUCAACAACAGACUUCUUUUAAUUUGUUGGUGUUUUUAAUGCACUAACAUUUUUAAAUUCUUAAUGUUUUUGGCCCACCAGCACUAAAGAAGUAAGAUUUAGGAGUAAUGUGUUUGAAGACAUCAAUGGAUGUAGGUGCACAGUUUUCAAAUGCCUGAAUGAUGAUAGUUUCUUGCAGAUACGGUUUUUCAUUUUGCAGUAAUGGUAUUGUAAACCUACCAAAUACAGUAAGUACAGUACUUAUGUAGUUCCAGUCCUACCAUGAACGUGGUGUACCAUAACCAUAUAUUCUGCGAUUUCUUAAUUUGUUGGGUGCCAUCUGGACCUCCUUAUACUGCCAUAGGGGGGUUAGUCACCACUGUUUUUGGAACUCUUUUCUCUACAAGUGACACUGGUUAAUUGACCAAUAACCCUCCUAUUUUUUUGUGUUUACAUCCUGCUCCAUUUCGUGUUAAAUUAGUUUGCAGGAAAACAAGAGCUUAGGUUCUUAUCAGUGGGAUCUAGUCAUAUUCUUUAUAUUGUCGUCGUACUCUGCACUAAAUGGACUGUAAAUUAGUUUAAAAAAAGAAAAUACAGUCCUGUAACUAAAGAUCCAUUUGAUAUUUUCUAAGCUGGUGUCUCUCCAGCUAAUGUUUGGUAAUUGUGUGUCCCUGCUGCUGACAUUUUGUACUAUGUACUAAUAAUACAAAUAUAUCGUUAAACUAAUCAACAUAAGACAGAUUACUGACAUUGUGCUAACCUUACCCACUGACCUCCCAGGUCAUAGUCCAGAUUUUAUCUCUGGUUGCUAGGAGAAGCAGACCAGCAAGACUAAUUGUUUCUUUUGCAAAUCAUUAUGUGCUGUCCUGGAAGGAAAGGGUUUUAUUAAUUUGCACUUGUUCUUAACGGUACAGAUUGUGCCGCAAAGCUGUUAAAAUAAUUGUGAAAGAAGGUAUUUAUAACCUUGGGUAUAUUCCUUUUAUUCUAUCUAGAAGACUGUAUGUAGAAUAUACUACCACGGGUGUCACUUGUUUGGACACUGAAACUAUAUAUUAAGCAGAAAAGAGCAGCUAAGGCUUUAUUUUUUGUAUAACUAUUAGACUUUACAGGGUGUAUUUUAGUCCUGUAGGAUACUUGAAGAUAUACAAUGCAGUAAGGAUAUUUUGCUUGAAUGUGGUUCGCUCACAGGACAAAAAUAAAAUUUAGGUGCCAAAAGGUAAUGGAAUUUUAUAGCAGAUAUUUUUAUUUCUUGUGUAGAUUUGUAAGAAACAACAAAUGGUCUUCAGCAGUUGGAAAUAUAAGCCGUGGAUGUAAACAAUAAUCAUAUGUUGAAUAAUGCAGAUAAUGGGAUAUGGUUUGUCCUGCCCUCGACUCGUUUUUUCCACAGCCUUUGCAAACUAUUGGUUAUCUUUUGAUCUUUUGUAACUAAAUCUAUAUUUUCCACUAGUUUGGUUGAUUUAUUGUGGAAAAAAAUGGGGAUGGAAAUUCUUUACUUUAAAUUACGUUACUGUAAAUGAUAUUAAAUACUGUGGAAAACAAAAAUGGGGGUUCCAGCAAAAAUAAAUGCGUUUAACCGAUUUUCUAAUUUACAAUGUUCGCAGAAUACUUUUAGCUGUCACUUUGCCCUUGCUGACUUGUUUUUGAAUGUGCAGUUGCCAGGCUGUCAACCUUAUUCUUGCUGUUGCUACUUGGUGAGUCGCUGACCUUGAACAAGAAUGCUGCAAGGGAAGUGUUGGUAUACCCUCUAAUAAUGAAAUAAGGAUCACAGCCCCAGUGCUUUCAAUAACGAGUCGCCUGUAACUGCUUAGUUUUAUGUCGGAGAGUUCCUAUAAAGCUGUUGGAAUGUGGUCAAGGAGCUGAAUGGUAUUUGUACAUUAUAUCCACUUCAGACCACUUUACCAAUAAUGCAUUGCAGAGUUUUUUGUUUUUACUCCUUAUAAAUGUAAAGUAUAGCACAGAGAGCAGCUAUCUACUACAUUAUGUCAUGUUCUCAUACUUGACUGGUCCUAUUCACACCUAUGUACCUCAGAACCACAGAUAAAGGUGCCUUGUGGUUCUACAACUGUUUUUAGAGCACUGAAAUACAUUUUUCCAAAGCCUUCUUUCUUCUAGCGAACCCUAUGCUGUGUAUAUGUGUCACGGAAAUGAAUGAUUGUUUUUCUUCUGUAAUGCCAUUUCCACGUGCCCCUGAAUAAUGCCUUGGUGUGAAUUCGACCUUAAAAUGGGGCUUUUGGUUUUGAUUUAAUGAAAUGUAAUUUUAUAUACAAAUGUACAUGUUAUGCAGCAUUUUAAAUACUUUCAUUGGUUUGUUAAUUUCCAUUUUCUAUGACGGUAUUUAAAUGUAUUAACAAAAAAUGAUUCAUGGUGACAACAAAAAAAAAAGAAUAAUAAUGUAAAAAACAAAUAAUAUAAAUGUUUAUCACACCAGAAGCCCUACAAUUGGGAAGUGGGGAGGCGACUUGUGAGUGCAAAAGUAUUACUGCAUUGGAUGUGUAAAAGGAAGAUGAUAUUUUUCAAAUAAUCUAUUAAACAUGUAACACAAAAUCUAUAUUGUAUACAAGUAUAUAUCUAUGUAGAACAAGCAGCUCUUUAAUUUAAUUGUUUAUCAAAACUGUUUGGACCAUGUACCACUGUGCUGAAUACAAGAUAUUCAUGUUUGCUGUU
Messenger RNA from Rana temporaria (common frog), 8327 nucleotides. RefSeq names its product diphosphoinositol pentakisphosphate kinase 1 (gene PPIP5K1). The transcript is spliced from 33 exons. Gene Ontology annotation, molecular function: inositol hexakisphosphate kinase activity; 5-diphosphoinositol pentakisphosphate 1-kinase activity; diphosphoinositol pentakisphosphate kinase activity. Gene Ontology annotation, cellular component: cytosol. Lineage: Eukaryota; Metazoa; Chordata; Amphibia; Anura; Ranidae. The record is from RefSeq and is a predicted model, not a curated record. Gene Ontology annotation, biological process: inositol metabolic process; inositol phosphate biosynthetic process. Bases 561 to 4886 code for a protein of 1441 amino acids.